AUGACUUCAGCUGCCAAACAGGCCGCCCGUGCCGCUCUUCCUUCUACAGAUCGCGAGUCUUUUGCUGCUCAUUUAAAAACAUGUCGGCGUAUCGUCGCUUUGGUGGGCGCUGGUCUCUCCGCUGCCUCGGGUCUACCGACUUUCCGCGGCGCUGGAGGACUAUGGCGUACCCACGAUGCAACCGAUCUAGCGACUCCAGAAGCCUUUGAAGAAAACCCGGACCUAGUCUGGCAGUUCUAUAGCUUUCGUCGACAUAUGGCGUUGAAAGCAGCCCCGAAUAAAGGUCAUUAUGCGUUGGCGGAGUUGUCACGAAAGAACAGAGACUUUAUUACCCUCUCUCAGAAUGUUGACGGUCUAUCGCAGCGAGCACAACACCCGUCUGAACAACUACAUCUACUUCACGGCUCACUGUUCGAUAUCAAAUGCACCGACUUCUACUGCAAAUAUACCCGCCAGGACUUUACUGACCCUAUUGUUCCUGCUUUGGCAAUUCCUAAAAAGUCAUCGCCCAAGAAUACUGAACAGAAAGAAGACAAGGUGGUUGCACAGCAAACGGAUGAAUCAGAGGACGAUUCAGAAAAGGAGGUUCAAGAGGAGCAGAAAGUGAGAGAUGAGAAGAAGGAGGUGGGUGAUGAAAAUAAGGAGUGCAAGGAAGAGAACAAAGAUGAGUCCGACGAAGAGAUUGACAUCUCCGACAUCAGCAAUCAUAUCCCCAACCUCUCGGAUGAAGAGCUGCCCCAAUGCCCUGAAUGCAACGGUCUUCUCCGACCCGGAGUAGUCUGGUUUGGAGAGCCCUUGCCCACUACUACAUUGGAAACGGUGGAGGAAUGGAUGAGCUCCGAGCCCAUCGACCUGAUGCUCGUAAUUGGUACGAGCUCUCAAGUCUACCCCGCUGCAGGCUACGUUGAUGAUGCCCGUGACAAGGGAGCACGAGUUGCCGUGAUCAACAUGGAGCCCUACUCCCCCCGAAAGUCGCGAGCGGAGCCGCUGAAAGAAACUGAUUGGUUUUUCGAGGGUGAUGCGAGUGUCAUUCUACCGGAUAUAUUGAAGAGUGUGAUUGGCGAGAUUUGA
Molecule: messenger RNA, 1071 nt
Organism: Penicillium manginii
Lineage: Eukaryota; Fungi; Ascomycota; Eurotiomycetes; Eurotiales; Aspergillaceae
Product: SIR2 family NAD-dependent protein deacylase
Exons: 2
Coding region: 1-1071 (356 amino acids)
Molecular function (GO): protein-malonyllysine demalonylase activity; protein-succinyllysine desuccinylase activity; NAD+ binding
Source: RefSeq, a predicted model, not a curated record